This is a messenger RNA of Mya arenaria, 1719 nucleotides long. RefSeq names its product caspase-3-like. The record is from RefSeq and is a predicted model, not a curated record. Bases 175 to 1320 code for a protein of 381 amino acids. The transcript is spliced from 5 exons. Gene Ontology annotation, biological process: proteolysis; apoptotic process. Gene Ontology annotation, cellular component: cytoplasm. NCBI's taxonomy places the organism in Eukaryota, Metazoa, Mollusca, Bivalvia, Myida, Myidae.
ACAUAUUUAUAACUCCAUGCUGAGUCAUCAAGCAUAAACACGAUGAGGUGUAUUUGCUGUUUAUAACAUCGAUCACACACAUCUUAAUAUACGACUUCGUUAUACGGAUAUAAUCGGUAUAUUACCUGUGCAUGGGGUUAUAUAAAUAGGUCCAGUUACUCUUAAGAAAAAAGAAUGGCGGACUUCACUGAUAGCAAUCCGUACAAAGACGAAGGAACCGACGUCGACGCCAUUUCAGGACGCCAAGACACCGACGGAGAAGGUGGAGAUACAUCAAGGGUAAAUAGAAUGCCGCGAACAGACAUUGAAACAGAUGUUGAAACCACGCAUAACGUAGAAACUGACGUCGACGUGACGUCCGAUGUUGGUACAGACGUGGACGUAGGAACGUCUAGAGACGGCAACAUGGUGGGAAAAAAGGGAAACGUAGAAAAGACGAUGCCUGACAGGGGAGCUGUGAAAGCCAGCACAGGACUAACAUCAGCGGUGCGACCCGGACCUGAGCCUGUGAGUGUUGAGUCUGACAGCUACAACAUGGAGCACAAGCGGCGCGGGUAUGCCCUGCUCAUCAACCAGGAACGCUUCAGUGCGGAUCUGCAAAGGCAGGGCUACACCAAGAGGACGGGUACGGCGGUCGACGAGAGGAACAUUAGCAGGAAACUCAAGGAGCUAGGAUUUGACGUAACAAUAUUUCCAGAUUUAACUGCGAACCACAUUAAAAACAUGUGUGCCAAGAUGGCUGACAAGGAUCACUCGGACUGUGACUGCUUCGUCUUCGUCAUCCUGAGUCACGGCGAGGAAGGAGUUGUUUAUGGGACAGAUAAAGAGGUUGAAAUCAAAGAACUUGCCAGCUAUUUCAGGGGAGACCGCUGUCCAACGUUGAUCGGAAAGCCUAAACUGUUCAUCAUUCAAGCGUGUCGCGGAAACCAGACAGAUCCCGGGGUGAAGGUCAAUGUCACAGACGCGCUCAAAGAAGCGUCUGAUGACAAAACCGAAGUUAGGAAAGACGUUUUAACUAUUAAACUUCCAGUUGAGGCAGACUUUCUUUUUGCGUAUUCUACUGUGCCUGGCUAUUAUUCUUGGAGAAACGGUGCAAACGGUUCUUGGUUUAUCCAAGCAUUGUGUGCUGUUUUGGUGAAACAUUUAGAAAAGGGAAUUGAAAUAAGAAAGUUAUUAACCCUUGUGAACAGACAGGUUGCCCAAAAUUUCCAGUCCAGUAAUCCGGACAAUGAGGACUUCCACAGAAUGAAGCAAGUCCCCUGCAUCUCAUCCAUGUUGACCAAAGAUCUAUACCUGUGCAAGAAGAAACGGAAAAGAUAGAACAUAUGUAUUGUGAAGUUGUGCUUUUGCCAAGUUUAGCUUCAAAAUCUAUAGGCCACUGAUGCGAUUGAUCACAGACACAAUGUACCUACACACUGAUCACAAAUGUUGGUUUGAUAUAGUUAACUCAGCACGAGUAUAAGUUGUGAAGAUAUUGAAGAUAAAACAAACAAAAAAUAAAAACCAUUUAUUAAUACGUGAUAUUACAUUAACCCAAUAUAUUUUAAAUAAUACAGGUGUCUAAUGAUAUUUGAGUCUGAAUAAUGAAAAAAAGAUACAAAAUGAAACAAUAUUUACAUGCAUAUAGUCAUAGCACAUAACAAAUUAAUUUGCCGUUAACUGUUACUGGUUACUAUAGUUGUCAUUCACCGAAUUAAAUAUCUGCCAUACAUUUAAAAA